Cannabis sativa is the source of this 2309-nucleotide messenger RNA. RefSeq names its product glutamyl-tRNA(Gln) amidotransferase subunit A, chloroplastic/mitochondrial. NCBI's taxonomy places the organism in Eukaryota, Viridiplantae, Streptophyta, Magnoliopsida, Rosales, Cannabaceae. Gene Ontology annotation, cellular component: glutamyl-tRNA(Gln) amidotransferase complex. Gene Ontology annotation, molecular function: glutaminyl-tRNA synthase (glutamine-hydrolyzing) activity. Bases 476 to 2110 code for a protein of 544 amino acids. The record is from RefSeq and is a predicted model, not a curated record. Gene Ontology annotation, biological process: translation. The transcript is spliced from 11 exons.
UAACAGUUAACACAUGAAAAUACACAUUAGUUGAACAGUACAAAAAUGAAAAAUCUCUAAAAACAUUAUAUUAGUAUUGACCUAAAGGAAAAUCUAAAACUUCACUAUAUUUGAAGAAGAAGAAGAAAAGGAACAAGAAAAGGGGCUGUACCUGUAUGUAACCAGCCCAGUUAGACACUUUCGUUUGCUGAGUUAAAGAGGACGAGAAUCAAACGACACUGCCUAACAUGUCGUUUUAAAACUUUUACAAAGGAAGAAAAAGGUCAGGUUGAGUUCAAAGUUAAAAAUACCUAAAUUACAAGAUUAAAACUAUUUCUCUUAUCUUCUUCUUCUCCUCAUUCUCACAAUCUUGAGUUGCAACAACACUGUCCCUUUUUCCCGCUACAAAUCAGUUCUCGCGAAAACCCUAACUUCAUUUUGUCUUUUCUUCAUCUUCAGUGCCAGUGUACCGCAUUCGUAACUCACGUGUUUGAAAAUGUUAUCCACUAUGCACCCUCCUCGCUCUCUCUCUUGCUUCCCCUCCAGCCCAAUCUCCCUCCUCCGCCACCACACCUCCUUCAACUUCAAAGCCCUCUCUUCCCUAUCCACGCAGCCUCUCACCCCCACUGACACUCAAGCAUCUCAGUCCUCCCAAAUCCUCAACCUUCGCCACUCCCUCCUCUCCCGAAAGCUCACUGCUACUCAACUUGUCAACUCCUUCCUCACUCGCCUUCGUCUCACUGAGCCCUCUCUCAAGUCCUUUCUCCACGUAUCUGACUCCCUCUUGCGCCAGGCACAAGAGCUUGAUGACAAAAUCAAUAGGAAUGAGGAGCUGGGUCCCUUGGCUGGGGUCCUCGUUGGUGUUAAGGACAAUAUUUGUACCUCUGACAUGCCUUCCACUGGUGGCUCUCGCGUUCUGGAUGGUUAUAGGCCACCGUUUGAUGCCACUGCGGUGAGGAAGAUCAAGGAGCAAGGUGGAAUCAUUGUGGGCAAGACUAAUUUGGAUGAGUUCGGUAUGGGUAGCACUACUGAAGCCUCUGCUUAUCAGGUGACUGCAAACCCGUGGGAUGUUUCUAGGGUUCCUGGAGGAUCGUCUGGAGGCUCUGCGGCUGCUGUUUCUGCUAGACAGUGUAUGGUCUCCCUGGGAAGUGAUACUGGUGGAAGUGUAAGACAGCCAGCUUCAUUCUGUGGUGUUGUUGGGUUGAAGCCCACGUAUGGACGGGUUUCAAGGUUUGGACUAAUGGCAUAUGCAUCCUCACUUGAUGUCAUUGGCUGCUUUGGUUCAUCUGUUGCAGAUGCUGGUAUUCUUCUCCAUGCAAUUUCUGGUCAUGAUAGACUUGAUGCUACUAGUAGCAAACAAGAGGUUCCCGACUUCACUUCUCUUAUUUCUUCAAUUAAUUUUUCGGAAUCUAAGCCUUUGAAGGGGUUGAGAGUUGGCCUUAUCCGUGAAACUAUUGAUGAAGGUGUUGAUCAUGGAGUAACUACUGUUAUCCGUGGUGCUGCUUCACAUCUUGAAGAAUUAGGAUGCUCUGUGUCAGAGGUUUCUUUACCAUCUUUCUCCCUUGGGUUGCCAUCCUACUAUAUUCUUGCUUCCUCUGAAUCAUCUUCUAACCUAUCACGUUAUGAUGGCGUGAGGUAUGGAAAUCAAGCUGCUGCUGAUGAAUUAAACUCUCUAUAUGGGGAUUCCCGAGCCAAGGGAUUUGGUAAUGAGGUCAAAAUGAGGAUUUUAAUGGGAACAUAUGCACUUUCUGCUGGUUAUUAUGAUGCAUAUUACAAGCGUGCCCAGCAGGUAAGAACCAUUAUACGGAAAAGCUUUAAGACUGCUCUUGAUGAACACGACAUUUUGAUUUCACCUGCUUCCCCAUCUGCUGCUUAUAAGAUUGGUGAAAAGAAAAACGACCCGUUGGCAAUGUAUGCAGGCGAUAUAAUGACAGUCAAUGUUAACUUAGCUGGUCUACCGGCAUUGGUUUUGCCUUGUGGAUUUGUGGAAGGAGGGUCAGCAGGCCUUCCUGUUGGUCUUCAAAUGAUUGGUGCUGCAUUUGAUGAGGGAAAAUUGCUGAAAGUGGGUCAUAUUUUCGAGCAGACCCUUAAAAAUAGCAGAUUCGUUCCUCCGCUAAUAGCAGAUGAAUGAUGUUGCAAGCACCAUUGAUCUUUCCUUUGCUCAAGAUAAUUAGAAAGCACGGCUAAUUUGUCAUUGCAUAGUCAUGAGAAACUUUUCUAAAUUAAAAUUUGUAUAAUUGUUUCGUUUAAUCUUUUCUAAAAAUAAAAUUCAUUUUACUUGUGAAUCAAUAGUUAUUUUCUCAUUAAUUUGAUUCGAUUUCUUUUUCUAA